Cetraspora pellucida is the source of this 282-nucleotide messenger RNA. The record is from the annotation of a GenBank genome assembly. Lineage: Eukaryota; Fungi; Glomeromycota; Glomeromycetes; Diversisporales; Gigasporaceae.
AUGAUUUCAACUAUUUCGAAAACAGUAAUAAUUGUGGAUCUUGGUUUAUCCAAAUCUCUGGAUACUAAUUCUGGAUCUCUUGAAGAUGGAAUGGUUGUUUAUUCUGAUUCACAAUAUUUAAAAAAUAUUUCAUUAUACAAGUGGAAUAAGGCUUUUGAUAUCAAUAACAUUGGUGUUUAUUCUGAGAAAUUUCAAAAAUCUUCAAUUAAUGGUAUUCCAUUGGAUUAUAUAGAUAUUUAUCGCAAGUCUUGGUUCGAUAAUCCAGCAGAACACUUUCAAUAA